UCUCCAUUGGCAAUCGCUCCCGCUUUCUCUCUCCUCCCCCCCGCUCUUUCUCUCUUUCUCUCUCUGGAAGACGCGAAGGAAAGAGACCCCUCUCUCUGGCAGGCACUGUGUUUCUCUCUCUAGCGCCCCUUUUUUUCUCCUUUUUCUCUCUCUACCUUUGAUGAGACCCGGGAGCGCGGGGGAGCGAUGUCGCUGAGACGGGCGUUACUCUCGCGGAAGUUCUCCAGAUCCUUCAAGGAGCUCAACGGCAAGGCCUCCCGGGAGGAGGCGGAGGAGGGCGCCGGGGGGGGGGGAGGGGGCGGCGGCGGCGGCGGCGGGGGCCGGGCGGAGCCGGAGGCCGCGCACGGCGAGUCAUGGGGGACAAUGCUGCCGGAGCUCCUCGAGAUCAUCCGCCGCGUGGAGGAGAGCGAGGACCGGUGGCCCCAGCGCCAGAACGUCGUCGCCUGCGCCUGCGUCUGCAAGCGGUGGAGGGACAUCACGAGGGAAAUCGUUCGGUCGCCGCUCCGCAGCGGCCAAAUCACUUUCCCUUCCUGUCUCAAGCAGCCGGGGCCACGGGAUUCUGCACAUCAAUGCCUUAUAAAGCGGGACAAGAAGACUUCAACUUUCUACCUUUCUCUCACCCUCAGCCCAUCAACGCCAGAUGAGGGGAAGUUUCUUUUAGCUGCUCGGAGAUAUAGGCAUGGUGCUCACACUGAGUACAUUAUUUCUCUAGAUGCUGAUGAUGUAUCCCAAGGAAGUAAUGCUUAUGUUGGGAAGUUAAGCUCGGAUUUUCUUGGUACCAACUUUACAAUCUAUGACAGCCAACCACCGCAUGAUGGUGCAAAGCCCUCAAGCAGCCGGGCGAGCCGCCGUUUUGCAAGCAAGCAAAUAAGCCCCCAGGUCCCAGCUGGCAACUUUCAGGUCGGGCAGGUCUCUUACAAGUUCAACCUUUUGAAAUCUAGAGGUCCGAGAAGGAUGAUCUGCUCGCUGAAUUGCCCUGUGUCAGUAGAAGCACCUAUCGAUAAACAGAUGGAUAAUGCCAAGAUGAUGAAAUCAGGAUCUCUCAACUCUGACUACACAAUUUUGAAAAAUAAAGCUCCAAGGUGGCAUGAGCACAUGCAGUGCUGGUGCCUGAACUUCCAUGGUCGCGUAACUGUGGCUUCAGUAAAAAAUUUCCAACUCGUUGCCAUAAUGGACCAAAGCCAGCCGGGUGGGAAAGGAGAUGAGGAGACCGUUCUUCUCCAAUUCGGGAAAGUGGGGGACGAUACUUUUACCAUGGAUUAUCGGCAGCCCUUGUCUGCCUUCCAGGCAUUUGCCGUCUGCCUUACCAGCUUUGGCACAAAAAUUGCAUGCGAGUAAAAUGUAAUUUUGCUAUAUGUAGGUUUGUCGUCAUCGCCGUUGUUUUGUAUAAUUAUGCACUUUUGUGUUGGUAUAAACAUGGUAUAUCCUAAGUUUGAUCCAAAGCAUAUAUGUACAUGAUCUAUGAAAAAUGAAUCGACUGGCUAAUGUCUAACUACAGAUGU
This is a messenger RNA of Eucalyptus grandis, 1502 nucleotides long. Its product is annotated as tubby-like F-box protein 7. The record is from RefSeq and is a predicted model, not a curated record. Lineage: Eukaryota; Viridiplantae; Streptophyta; Magnoliopsida; Myrtales; Myrtaceae.